AAUACUAUCAUAUUGUAAAUCUAUUUGGUUCAAAAUCCUUGACUUUUUCCCUUUUUUCUAACCACCAAGAAAAAAAAUUCAGUAUUAUCAUGCUAAAUUGUUAAUAGUAACAAAAUUUUAGAUUUAAUUAGUAAUAGGGUUUGAAAUUUGGUUUUUUUGUCUUUUUUUUUGGUCAUUUUGAUAUAUUUAAAAGUACUGAAUUUCUACAUCAACUUUGAUUUUCUUUUUGGCAAUUGAGUGUCAUUUUCCACUUCUAGAAAUACAUGCUCUUUUCCCAUUCCUAGUCAAGCAAGUCUUAGAGUCAGCUAUUUUAGUCACACACGACUUUUCAACAUUUACUUGAAGGAAGGGGUCUCGUAUUUCUCUAGAUUGUGAAUAAAUGCUUCUCAAUUUGUUGUUGAUUGAGGAUAAAAUUGUAAACCUUUCAAACUUUAACCAUUAUUUGAAAAAACCCCUUAAAGAAACAAGAGAAUCAUUUUGGAAUUAGUUGAAAUCAGGCAAAAAUGAACUAUUACCAACUUUAAACCUUCCUAUGCUAACAAGUUAAAUAAAUACCCAAAGAAAAUUCAUAGUUUUUCAUCUUCCUCAAGUUCAUAACAAUGGCGGAAAAUAAAGGUCUUCACGUCGUUGUAUUUCCAUGGUCAGCCUUUGGCCAUUUAAUUCCCCAUUUUCAACUCUCCAUAGCUUUAGCCAAAGCCGGUGUCCAUGUCUCCUUCAUCUCCACCCCCAAAAAUUUGCAAAGACUUCCCCCAAUUCCACCUUCCCUCUCCUCCUUCAUAACUCUGGUCCCGAUUCCACUCCCAAAACUGCCCGGCGACCCUCUGCCGGAAGGUGCAGAGGCCACCGUUGACAUUCCGUUCGACAAAAUCCCCUUCCUUAAAGUAGCUCUAGAUCUCACCGAGCCACCGUUUCGAAAGUUCAUCGCCGAUCAUGCACAUCCACCGGAUUGGUUUAUCGUCGAUUUCAACGUUAGUUGGAUCGGUGACAUUUCUCGAGAAUUUCGAAUUCCGAUCGUUUUCUUUCGCGUUCUCUCCCCCGGAUUUCUCGCUUUUUACGCCCAUCUUCUUGGGAAUAGGUUGCCUAUGACGGAGAUCGGAAGCCUGAUCUCGCCACCGCCGAUCGAAGGCUCUACAGUGGCGUACCGGCGUCAUGAAGCAGUCGGAAUUCACGCUGGGUUUUUUGAGAAGAACGAUUCCGGGUUGAGUGAUUACGAGAGGGUUACGAAGAUUAAUACCGCCUGUCGAGUAAUUGCAGUUCGUACUUGUUAUGAAUUUGAUGUUGAUUAUUUGAAGUUGUACUCGAAUUAUUGUGGAAAGAAAGUGAUUCCUCUAGGAUUUCUUCCUCCAGAAAAGCCUCCAAAAACAGAGUUCGAGGCCAAUUCGCCAUGGAAAUCGACCUUCGAGUGGCUCGAUCAACAAAACCCAAAAUCGGUGGUGUUCGUCGGAUUCGGAAGCGAAUGCAAGCUGACAAAGGAUCAAAUUCACGAGAUAGCACGUGGAGUGGAGCUCUCGGAGUUGCCAUUUAUGUGGGCUCUGAGACAGCCGGACUGGGCGGAGGAUUCCGACGUGCUUCCAGCGGGGUUCCGCGAUCGAACGGCGGAGAGAGGGAUAGUGAGUAUGGGGUGGGCGCCGCAGAUGCAGAUUUUGGGGCAUCCGGCGAUCGGAGGGAGUUUUUUUCACGGAGGAUGGGGAUCGGCCAUUGAAGCUCUGGAAUUUGGAAAUUGUCUUAUUCUGUUGCCGUUCAUCGUUGAUCAGCCGCUGAAUGCGAGGCUUUUAGUGGAGAAGGGAGUUGCAAUUGAAGUUGAAAGAAACGAAGAUGAUGGGUGUUCCAGUGGAGAAGCCAUAGCCAAAGCUUUGAGAGAAGCCAUGGUUUCAGAAGAAGGGGAGAAGAUUAGGAAGCGAGCGAAAGAAGUUGCCGCCAUUUUUGGGGACACUAAGCUUCAUCAACGAUAUAUUGAAGAAUUUGUAGAAUUCCUCAAACAUAGGGAGGAUCCGAUUCCAAAUCAGUAGCUUUUAAACGUUGCUUUUUAAAAAGUCAGUUAAUGCUAUGUUGAUAGGUCAUUUAAUCAACGUUCAAAGAGAGAAGCAGCGACAUACUAAGGUAUAGCAUGUGGUGGACAAAGGAGAUAGACUGCUUUGGCUGGGUUGCUCCAUGAAGAUUAUAAAAAUUUAGCUCCCUAACACUCAUAGAGAAUAAACAUAGUAAAGAGAGAAAUUGAUUUUAUAUGUGACUGGUUCUUGUUUAUUUGUUACACAUUUUUUUCAUCCACGAGAAGUCCCAAUGGAAACCAAUACCUUCCUCUUUAUAUUGAGCAAAGUACAUAAUAUUAUUGGUA
Messenger RNA from Cucumis sativus (cucumber), 2335 nucleotides. RefSeq names its product UDP-glycosyltransferase 91A1. Bases 600 to 2009 code for a protein of 469 amino acids. Lineage: Eukaryota; Viridiplantae; Streptophyta; Magnoliopsida; Cucurbitales; Cucurbitaceae. The transcript has a single exon. The record is from RefSeq and is a predicted model, not a curated record. Gene Ontology annotation, molecular function: UDP-glycosyltransferase activity.